AUGCCCCUCAGACUGGGCGCGCCGCUGCGGCGCAGGCCGGCGCGGGCGGGCGGCGCAGGUCGACGAAGACCGGAGGCCGACGAGUGCGCGGCGCCCGCCGCGCGCCAGGCCAGCUCGAGGUGCGCUGCCGCGCGUGCCGGCGCGCACGCCAGGGCGCACCGGAUCUGUCCAGAGACCAUGGAGUCGACCGGAGUGAUCGCGAUGGUCGAUUUGUUGAUCAAGGAUGACUUGGACAAGGAGAUGACAGAGGCCGAGACGCAGGAGAAGAACAACCAGGAGGAGUACGAGAAGCUCAUGAAGGAGGGACUCCUCGGAGGAGCGGGCCAUGAGCACGAAGAUGCUGGCCGCCAAGGCCGAGAGCAAGGCGAACUUGGAGGUCGACCUGCAGGGCAAGAAGGGCGAGCUCAAGUCUGCCUCCAAGGAGCUGAUGGCCACGGAGAAGUACAUCAUGUCCCUGCACUCCGAGUGCGAUUGGCUCAUACAGUAUCCAUUUGCGCUGCCGCACGGAGGCCCGCGCGGACGAGAUCGACAGCCUGA
Prorocentrum cordatum is the source of this 537-nucleotide messenger RNA. Lineage: Eukaryota; Dinophyceae; Prorocentrales; Prorocentraceae. The record is from the annotation of a GenBank genome assembly.